Messenger RNA from Dichomitus squalens LYAD-421 SS1, 1558 nucleotides. RefSeq names its product oxidoreductase. The record is from RefSeq and is a predicted model, not a curated record. Lineage: Eukaryota; Fungi; Basidiomycota; Agaricomycetes; Polyporales; Polyporaceae. The coding region runs from base 43 to 1395 and encodes 450 amino acids. The transcript is spliced from 6 exons. Gene Ontology annotation, molecular function: oxidoreductase activity; FMN binding.
UCCCACACCCUUCCAACUACCACUACUGUACGGGUCACGACAAUGGCUCAAGAUGGGGUGCCUGCCGGCUCGACCGACGCGGCCGACUCUACACAAGAAAAGUCGUAUGGCGCAGCAGCAGGACGGUGGUCUGGCUACGUGCGCGAGCUCUUCACGAAUCCGAACGGGCCCCCGCUCGGUUCGGUGGAUCCAGACAAGAUCGAGCAAGCCGCACGCGAGAAGCUGAAAGACAGCCCUGGCGCAUGGGGCUUCCUGUUUGGAAACGCGGGCUCGGGCUCGACAUUCCGCGCGAACCGCGACGCGUUCGCGCGGUGGCAGAUCGUGCCGCGGAUGCUGCGCGACGUGACGCAGCGCAACAUCGAGGUCACCCUCUUCGGCACCAAGUACUCCUCCCCGCUCAUCGUCGCGCCCAUCGGCUGCCAAGCCUGCUUCCACCCGGACGCCGAGCUCGCCACUGCACGCGCCGCGGGCGCCCUCGGCGUCCCGCUCGUCCUCUCCGGCGCCGCCUCGCGCUCCCUCGAGUCCGUCGCCGCAGCGAACGGCCCGCACGCCCCGCGCUGGUUCCAGCUCUACUGGCCGCGCAACGACGCCUUCACCGUCUCCCUCCUCGCCCGCGCGAAGGCGAGCGGGUACAGCGCCCUCGUCGUCACCGUGGACACGAUGGCGAUCGGGUGGCGGCCCGCGGACCUCGACCACACGUUCCUGCCGUUCGCGCACGGGGUCGGCAUCCAGGUCGCGCUGAGCGACCCGGCGUUUAUGGCCGCGCAGGGGCGCGCGCCGCACGGCGAUGCGGAGGUGCCCGCGUUCCCGUACGACCCGGCGAGGGUGCGGGCGCUGUACGAGGCAGGGGACGCGCGGACGCGGGAGAUGGUCGAGCUCGCGGCGACGUGGGGGCGGGAGAGCGUGAACGGGACGUUUAGGACGUGGGAGGACGUGAGGUUCUUGAGGCGGAAUUGGGAGGGGCCGUUGAUCGUCAAGGGGAUCUUGGCUCCGCAGGAUGUGGAGAUUGCGAUUGACGAGGGGAUAGACGGGGUCAUUGUCUCCAACCAUGGUGGACGCCAAAUCGACGGAUCGAUAUCCUCCCUCGUGGCGCUCGAGAGGAUCAUGAAGUCGCAGAAAGUAAGAGGGGCACAGGCGGGCGGGCAGCUCACAGUACUGUUCGACUCUGGAAUCAGGACAGGCUCGGACAUUUUCCGAGCUCUUGCGCUCGGCGCGCAAGGCAUUUUAUUGGGGCGCCCGUGGGCGUACGGGCUGACGGUUGCAGGCCAGGCAGGAGUGGAGGCGGUGAUCAAAAGCAUCCUGGCGGACUUUGAGCUCACGUUGGGUCUUGCCGGUCACAGGACGGUUGCAGAUAUCCAAGGGAAGGCGGACGAGGUGCUGGUUCGCGCGGAAUGAGGGGAUCUGGCGGACGUGGUUGGCUGGAACGUCAGGUGUAUUGGAUAGAGUCGUCGGACGUAUACACUGCUAGACAACAGGUGGUGGCGGGCCGGUGGCGGACGUGAUUGUGGAAUUCCACAGUCCAGCCAGACAUUGAUAUUACGUGGCAACUAUGCACAAG